This is a messenger RNA of Ictalurus punctatus (channel catfish), 9021 nucleotides long. RefSeq names its product nuclear receptor coactivator 2 (gene ncoa2). The record is from RefSeq and is a predicted model, not a curated record. Gene Ontology annotation, cellular component: nucleus. Gene Ontology annotation, biological process: cellular response to hormone stimulus; positive regulation of transcription by RNA polymerase II. Lineage: Eukaryota; Metazoa; Chordata; Actinopteri; Siluriformes; Ictaluridae. The transcript has 22 exons. The coding region runs from base 682 to 4551 and encodes 1289 amino acids. Gene Ontology annotation, molecular function: protein dimerization activity; nuclear receptor binding.
CUUCUCUGGUGAACGGAAUCCUAUGCGUCUGAAAUCAUUCUUAUCCUUCUUUUCGAUGUAGGGCAGAUCUUUUUUUUUUUUUUUACAAAGGUAAAGUCUCAGCCUACCCAGACAGCCUGUUAAUGUGAAUAGGAGUAUCGAUAGGUACCAAUAAUGAUUUCCUGAAUAAUAUGAGACGUAACUGGUUUUCAGUUUGUGUGUAUGGGUGUGUUUGUGUGUAAAAAAAGAACAAGUUUCGUCAAUCUAAAGCUGGAAAAGUUCAGCGUCCCAUUCCGUGCGUGGAAAACUACACAGGGCAAAUCCUGUCAGGGCUUUCCUGAUCACAUGACCGUUCCCGUGGGAAGGGAACCGUCAGUUCACGUGAGCACAGUGCGUUAAAUUCAUGACUUCAUUCCCAAAGCCGCUGACCUUUGACCCCCUCCGUUCACUUAGCCAUUGAAACUUCGCCCUCGCCGCAUAAGAAUACAUAAACCCGCGUUGCGUCGCUCCUGUGGUCACGGUUCGGGCAAUUUGAGUCGGAUUUAUUUCGACAUUUGACGUAUGGUUUGUUAAGGAAAACAAUACGAUGCAAAAUGCAUGAGUUAAAGAGAGUGAAGCUGACGAUGCCUAUAGAUUCCCGCCGCUGCAGGAAUGGCCUGAGUGUGUCUGUGGACUGAAACUGAGUUGCUGAUAUGUAUUAAAAUGAGCGGCAUAGGGGAAAACUCAUCCGACCCUCCUAGGGUCGAGUCUCAAAAACGCAAAGAAUGCUCAUCAGAGCUCUUGGGGCCCAGCCCCAAGCGAAGCACCGAGAAGCGAAACCGGGAGCAGGAGAAUAAAUACAUUGAAGAACUCGCUGAGCUGAUUUUCGCCAACAUCAACGACAUCGAUAACUUCAAUGUCAAGCCUGACAAAUGUGCAAUCCUGAAAGAAACUGUGAAACAGAUUCGUCAAAUAAAAGAGCAAGAGAAAGCGGCUGUGUGCAGUGAGGACGAGGUGCAGAAGGCCGAUGUCUCGUCAACAGGUCAAAGUGUUAUUGACAAAGAUGCCCUCGGACCAAUGAUGCUGGAGGCCUUGGAUGGCUUCUUCUUUGUGGUGAACAUGGAGGGGAACAUUGUGUUUGUGUCGGAAAAUGUGUCCCAGUACCUGCGCUACAAUCAGGAGGAGCUUAUGAACACAAGUGUUUACAGCAUUUUACACGUAGGAGACCACACAGAGUUUAUUAAGAACCUGCUGCCUAAAUCACUCGUGAAUGGCGUCCCAUGGUCGAGCGAGGGCUCCAGGAGGAACAGUCACUCGUUUACAUGCCGCAUGCUGGUGAACCCAGAGGAGGCGCAGGAGCAGGAGGCACAGAAAUAUGAAACCAUGCAGUGUUUCACUGUCUCAGAACCCAAAUCCAUUAAAGAGGAGGGCGAGGAUCUGCAGUCAUGUCUGAUCUGUGUAGCAAGGAGAGUACCUCUGAAGGAGCGACCGAUGCUCCCCACACACGAGAGCUUCACCACACGGCAAGAUCUCCAAGGGAAGAUCACGUCCUUGGACACCACGAUGUUACGAGCCUCUAUGAAGCCUGGAUGGGAAGACUUAGUAAGGAGGUGUAUCCAGCGCUUUCACCUACAGAACGACGGAGAUAUUUCGUAUGCCAAACGUCACCAGCAAGAAGUAUUGAGACAGGGCCAGGCGUUCAGUCCCAUCUAUCGGUUCUCGCUUUCUGACGGCACCAUCGUCUCGGCUCACACCAAGAGCAAACUCGUCCGCUCUCCGGCCACCAACGAGCCGCAGCUUUACAUGUCACUACACAUUCUUCAGAGAGAGUCAACUGUAUGUGGCAUGGCACAAGAACUGGGCAAACCCAUGACCCCACUGACCACAAUAACAUCCCCAAACCCAAUGAGCGGAAAUGCUCAGGGACAGGAGGGCAUAGUUAGUAGCAACACGCAUGCCUUUUCGUCUCCAGGAGCCCAUAAAGAUUUCCGUUUUGGCUGCCCAGGUACCACUCAGGGCACUGGAUACCCACUGAAAAUGAGCAGCCCAUCGCAUCGCCCCAGUCCCGGAGUAACCAGCUCCCCCCGUUUACCCCCAGCCCAGUUUGCCCUUACCAAUCCCCUUCAUUCACCCGCAGGCAUGUGCCCGGGCAACGGUAGUACUCAAGUGUUCACUAGCAGUUCCCUUAAUGCCCUUCAUGCUCUUAGUGAGUGCCAAUCCAUUAACCAGUCUCUGGGCUCACCUGAUUCCAAAAAAUUAGAAUCCCCAGCCUCAGGAGGAGUUGGUCCUCAAACGUUGCCCAAAAUGGAGUCAUUCGGGGAGCCUGGGCGAAGUGGAAACGGGCAUGACGGGCAUGAAAACGACAACAUCAGGCAUCAAAGGGAUGAAAAAGGCAACCCGGGUCAGUUCAACAGCUCGGAUGAAAACAAGAUCCAUGAAAGCAAAGGGCACACGAAGCUCCUCCAGCUUCUCACCACUAAAAACGAGAACACGGAGUCGUCCUCCUCGCCGUCGCCAGGGCCUGAGAAAGAACUGAUGACUGGCCAUCAACCUGGCACAUCGGGAACCAGCGCUACGUCCUUAAAGGAGAAGCACAAAAUCCUGCAUCGGCUCCUGCAGAACAGCACGUCGCCUGUGGACUUGGCAAAGAUCACGGCCGAGGCGACGGGGAAAGAACCGGGCCACGACGGGACCAACGUGGCCGACAUCAUCAAACAGGAAGCGGCGAGUCCGAAAAAGAAAGACAAUGCCCUUCUGCGCUACCUGCUGGACAACGACGAGAACACGAUUAAGGACAAAGGAAUAAAGACGGAGACGGACGAGAUUAAGAUGGAGGGGAGUAACAUGGUCACUGUGAAGAAGGAGAAACCGGAUGGAGGAUAUGAGCAGGCAGAGCAGUCCAGCGAGCUGGAUGAUAUCCUGGACGACCUGCAGAACAGUCAGCCGGGAUUUUUCUCCGAAGCUCGUCCCAUGUCACUGCCAGCUGCCGUCGAUAAGCAGGCAAUCAUCAAUGACAUUCUGCAGAUCACAGGAGAGGGCGGGGUACAGCCCAGAACAGUACAGAAUUUCAGUGGUCCGAGGCCUCCAGGUCGGGUUCCUCCCAUGCGAAGCAUGUCUUUGGACAUGAAUGUCUCAGCUAAAGGCUCGCCGGGUCAGUAUCCAAUUAUGAGGAACACCACUCCAUAUUCUCUCAUCCAGCAGCAGCAGCAGCAGCAGCCGCAAGGCAUGAUGGGAAAUCAGGGCAUCAUUUCCAACCAGGCCAACAUGGCAGAUGUUUGGGCAUCUCAGGGUGUGAGCUGUCCCUCCCCUCAGGGGGCGCUGCAGGGACGCAUGGUGCAAAACACAAACAUGCCGGUCAGACCCAGCAACCAAUCAGGAGCCAGGCCCAUGCUGCAGGGCCAGAUGAUGCCCAAUGCCCAGUCUGUGGAAAUGGACAUGAGUCUGGCAGGCCCUACAUUUCCACAGCAACAGGCUCCACCCAAUCAGACAGCUCCACCCAAUCAGACAGCUCCGUGGCCUGACAGCAUGAUGCCCAUUGAGCAGGUGGCAUUUGGAGAUCCAAACAGGUCCCUAUAUGGUGCACCACAGGAUGAUGUGCUGUGUGCAGCUGAAGGACCUGCUGAUGAAGGUGCUUUACUUAAUCAGCUCUACACUGCCCUCAAAGACUUUGAUGGUCUGGAGGAGAUUGAUCGAGCUCUGGGCAUUCCAGCACUCGUGGGACAGGCGCCGUCAUUAGACCCUGAGCUGUUCCCAGGUCAGGAUCAAAGCCUGCUGAUGGAGCAGAAGCCCAUUUACCCUCAGCAGCAGUACGCUGCUCCACCGUCCCAUAACACACCAGGAGGCUUCGCUACGAUGCAGGACCCUGGUUACCAUGGCAUUGGGGGAGCUGUAGGGCAAAGGCCAGGAUUUCCCAUGAUCCGCAUGCAGCCCAGACCAGUUCUCCGGCCACCCGGGAGCGUCCCGAAUCAACCUAAUGCACUCAGGCUGCAGCUGCAGCAUCGACUACAAGCACAGCAGAAUCGCCAGCCUAUGAUGAAUCAGAUGACUGGAGUGUCAAGCAUGAACCUACCUCUAAGACCUAAUGUUCCGAAUCAGGGGACCAUUAACGCUCAGAUGCUUGCGCAGCGUCAGAGGGAGCUGCUCAGUAAUCAUUUGCGUCAGAGGCAGCGCAGCAUGGGCAUGCGACCUCAGGGCCUCAACGUGCCAUCCAAUAUGGCUGCCGGCACCAUGGGCGGUGCCCAGAUUGCCCAUGCCAACCCUACACACUUCCCCUAUGCACCCAACUACGGAAUAACUCAGCAGCCUGACGGUGGGUUCGGAGGUGCGACGACCCCUCAGAGUCCCCUCGUGUCCCCUAGAAUGAGUCACGCCCAAAGCCCCAUGAUGCAACAGGGUAAUGUCACAUUUCAGUCGUCUCCAGAGAUGAACGGCUGGACGCAGGGCAAUAUGAACACCAACAGCAUGUACACUCAGCAAGCCAGCAGCGGUGUGUAUAACAGUAACGGCAUGAGCAUGAACGUGCCCAUGACUCCCAACACCAACAACAUGAGCAGCAUGGGCCAGAUGGGCACGGAGCAGCCGAAGUACUGUUGACCAUGAGUGGACAAAGCGCGAUUUCCACCAGCAUGGGCCAAGAGCGAGUCUGUGCCCUGCAGAGGGUCCCUACUCAUCCCCAAAACCCUACAACUCUACUUCCCCCUGCUGGAGGGAGAUCACACACACACAUACACACACAUAUACACACACACACACAAAAUUUUAUAUUUUGGACCUUGAGUGUCACCGAUUUAAAUCUAUGGAUCCUACACACACACACACACACACACAAGGCAAAGUCCAUUUGUUGUAUAUGUAUAAAACCGCAUUCACCGUAGUGUGACUUAGCGUGACUCUCCUAUAAACGGUGGCAUCAGGAUCCUGUGAAUGUAUUCUCUCGCUCUCUCUCUCUCUCUCUCUCUCUCUCUCUCUCUCUCUCAGUGAAGCAAAUCCACACACACUCUCGUAUUCCCCUACUGUUCCCACAGUCCCCACACAAACACCAUGGCUGCGCUCAACGUUUAGCCAUUUUUGCCUUUUUCAUCUUUUUUUUCUCUCUCUCUCUCUAAAGUGAGAGUAAUGUUAAAGAUUAAAACUCUGCACAGAUCUAAAUGGUUUGCGGGCAGAAUAACGAUUCACGAAAUUUGAUAUUAUUCUGCCCGGUGUGUCAAAGGAACAGUUCAGCCAGGAAUAAAAUGUACACAGUCCCCCCCCCUGCUUAUACUCCCAAAUAUAGUCCCAUCAGCCAAGACAUGUUUUUUUGUUUGUUUACUUGUUUGUUUACUUGUUUAGCUUUGCCCCCGGAGUUACAAGACUAAUGUAGAUAACAAGUAAGGACAGUUUGUCUCGCCGAAAAUAUUUUCCAUAAACACAGAUUAAUAACUCUGUGAAGAUUUUUAACUCGACUAAACGAUUUUGUGUGAAAGUACGUGAUGGUCUGUAUUUAUUUUCAAAAUUUAUAUCCAUAUCAUCUAGCUAACGGAUAAUAUGCCGACAUUAACGGAACAUUCAGUAGGCUAUUCUACAGGUUUUAAGAAUGGUAUGCUGUAGGAUUACAAAAUGAUUGCAUUAUUGCAAUCUUAAAAUCGUUUCUUGUAACGUUAUCGGAACGUUUCACUCUGUUCCCGAAACGCAUUAAGAGUGUUUGGGUUAACAUCCCCUACAACUAAAAAAAGGUUGCAGCAACGUUGUAGGAAUGUUUAUGAAUGUUACAUAUAAGAAAAAAUUUUUUAAUGAAAACUCGGUUAUAUUUUGCAUUAAUUAAGAACUGGAUGUAGUUUGACGCACAUGUUUACAGAACAGAUUCUGAAUGAUUUGGACUUUUAUAACUUGAUAGCAUCAUUAACCCCCAGAGGUCCAGUGUGAAACUAAAGAAGUGAAUAUACGAGAUGAAACGUGUCUUGGCUGAUUGAUUAUGUUUGAGGUAGUGAUGACAUUAUGUACAUUUCCUUUUUUUUUGUUUUUUUUUUUGUUUUGUUUUUUGCUAUACAAAUUGCUAUAAAUUUUAUUCUAUUCUCAUGUAUAGAUUUUUUUUAAAUGUAGAUAUCUAUAAUGAGCUAGCGAUGAGAAGAAAUCCUGGAGUGAUGCAGUGAACUUCGCAUUUGCUUCUUUAUCUGUAUCACUUAAUAUUUAUAAUUAAGAAAGUUUGGAUUUUGGUCCAGUAGUUUCAGAUUAGAGCAAAUCAUUGAUUUUUUUUUUUUGUGUGUGUGUGUGCUUAGCUGAUAGAUUGUACAUACCAAUAAUAAAAAAUAUAUAUAUAAAAAAAUAUAUAUAUUUAUUUUGGAUUUUCAGCUCUUCCGUUUUCCCCUUCAGCCUGGUCUUAACUGCUUCUAGAAUGUUUUCACGUGCGUGUGAUUUUUUUAUUUUAUUUUUAUUUUUAUUUUAUUUUUUGUAAAGCUUAGGGCUGGGCGAUAUGGGCAAGACAUCAUAUCAUGAUACUUACACUUUCACAAUAUAUGACAAAUUGUGGUUUGCUAAUAUAAUGUAUGUGAAAAACAGCAAUGCUUUUUAAAGAAAAACAUUUUCUAAAUCUGGCUGAUUUUUUUUUGACUGCUCAAAACCAGGAUCGAGAGAAGAAAAAGAUAGAUUUUAUAGACAUCCACUGACUGACAUGAGCAACCGUGGAGUCAGUGUCAUGAAAGCAUUACUGCUUAUCACAUUGUUAUAUCGCCUGGCCCUUCCUAUGGUACUGAAGCAGAUGAAGCGGGUUACUUUAGACUGUGUGUGUAUGUGUGAGCUCGCCGUGUGUACGGUGUACAGCUAACUGCUUUGCUUCUCAGCCUUUUAAAAUUAAAAACCCAACACAGCCAUAAACUCGGCACUGACGUGUUGCUUUUGUCUGUCGUGUUCCAAAAAGACGAGCAAUAACUUAGUAAACGUUGCUUUGUUCGUUUUGUAAUUUUGUACAAAUUUUGCGUUCCCAGUUUUUGGACCCAGUAUUACGGAUGGACGUUUUUUAUUGCGGUUUAUAUUUUCGGGGGAGAAAAAAAAAUACUACUAAUAAUGUUUAAAUCCGUAUGUUCCUCAGUGAUAAGCCGGUGUUGGUGGGACAGCGCUGGACUUCAGGGUGGCUAUAUUCUUACCAACAGGGUCUGCAGAUCAUUAUAUCAGUAUAUGGAAAUAAGAGAGUGGGUGUGUCUUAAAGCCAUGGAUGCAAAUGUGGGUGACUCAGUCCAUAUAUGGAAAUAAGAGCAUCUCUGAGUUGGUGUGUUUAAAGCUAUUAGGAAUAGCUGAUAGGAAUUUCCAUAUAUGGAAGUCAGUCAGAGGAAAAGUGUUAGCUGAGAUAACCUGAUAGGAUUUGAAGUCAUAUUCAUUAUUGUUUAUAAUAAUCACUGUACAUGCUAGCCACACAGCUAAAUGUUUAUAAUAUAAUUUUGAUAUGCUAGUCAACUAGCUAACAUGCAUUCACCUGACAGGAUUUCUAACAGGAUUUUUUGGUCCAGGUUAUAAAUGUUUGUCAUAUACACUGAUAUGCCAGCCAGCUAGCUAGCAUGGACUAACCCGAAACGCUUUUUGACUACUUUUGAAGAUCUGGUGCUAAUCAGAAAUGUCCUUUCGAUUCGAUAUCUUUCAUAUUAUGGGCUCAAAGACACACCCGCCAGUCUUCAUGUGCCAAUAAUCAGUAAUACAAUAUUUUGUGAUAUUUAUUUAGCACCAUAUUUGUAAAAUAGAGCCUUCAGAGUAUCCCCUGGUACUCUACAUUGCAUUUGGGUGUAAGCAGUGGUUUUGGGGAGAUAAAGCCUGUCCCUUUCAAAUGCACCAUAAAGACAGGUGUCUUAUAAGGUCCUUUGAUUUCGACAUGGUUUUAGGCAUCCUUCUCAGGGAAAGGGAGUCCCAUGAAUCUGUUUAACGUGAAAGUUUGAGCAAUAUGUCAGUACCAGUGCGGAUCUCUGGUCGUCGUUAAAGUUGCGCAUAAGUCGUCCAUUUACUAUUUUAUUUUCUCAAAAGAGGUCUCUCUUUUCCAUUCCUUUUACACACACUACUCCUUUAUGGUUGACACUUUCGAAUCCCAUUUGGACAUCACUCUGUUUGGAAGUCCAGCGCUGUUGUCCUGGAGGGACACUUGGUUGGGAGUAGCCACUUCUCGAAUCCAAAGAUAGUCGCCAUUUCAAAUGGGUAUAAGCCAUGAGCUGGAGGCGCUGUGGGGUUUUCUAAAGCGUUUUUAUGAGCCACUUUACAUCGAUACCUGUAGUUUCUCUGUUGUGAGUGUCAUUGUGCUCUGUAGUCAGCCAAUAGCAUAGUGCUAACUGCAGGAAGCUAAGAUGCUAAACGCUAUAUGUUGCCUUAGACCUUAAUGUUGCAUAAGAAGAGCUUUGUGUUACAUCUGUACAGUCAGUCACAAUAUGAGCUCACCACCGUUCCCAAUCACUUUACUCACUGUGCCUUUCCUUGUCGCUGGGGUGGUAUCUUUUACCUUGAGAAAGUGUACCUUUAAGUGUACACUAUAUACCCUUUGAUGGAUAGAUCCAGGUAAAAGAUCCAUAUUAAAGGUACAAAAGAUAAGGGUUCCACCCCAGCAGCACAGAAAGCACUCUAGUGACUAGUCUCUCUCUCUCUCUCUCUCUCUCUCUCAUCCAUUUUUGUUUUUUUGUUUUUUGUGAUCAGCUGUGGGUUUAUUAUUAUUUGUACAGUUCUGAUUUCAUCCAUUCAGUCAUAAUGAUGAUGAUUAUGAUGAUGAUGAUUAUGAUAAUGCAACGGGAAAUCGAAGCAAUAGCCUAUGUAAUUUAUGGACCUUCUGCAGUAAAGCCGACAGUGUUGCGCGUUAUGAAAUGUAUUAUUAUUAUUAUUAUUAUUAUUAUUAUUAUUGUUUUUUUUUUUUGUUUUUGUUUUUUUUGUGUCCGUGCACAUUGAGAGCUCAUCUGUUCACGCGCCUCGGUAUUUCUGAUAUUUAGUGUGUGAGCGUUUUAUGCAAAACUUUAAAGAGGUUAUGCAAGUUGGCAAACUAACGCGGCUUCGCGGAUGCUGUUUGAUGUUUGGAAAUAAUAAUAAAUUACUGUUGUAAAUAAAGAAUUCUGUUUAAAAACCAAA